AUGGAUUUGGUCAACAACCUGGACGGUCGUCUUCUCUUUGCGAUCCCAAAGAAGGGCCGCCUGCAACAAUCAGCUCUUGACCUGCUCCGGGGUGCCGACAUCCAGUUCAAGCGCGAAAACCGGCUGGACAUUGCUCUAGUGAAGAACCUGCAGAUUGCCCUUGUCUUCCUCCCUGCUGCCGACAUCCCGACAUUUGUUGGCGAGGGCCAGGUCGACCUCGGCAUCACCGGCCUCGACCAGGUCAAGGAGCACGAUGCCGGUGUGCGGGCCAUGACGCGGGCACGGAGAGAAUCAGCCGCAGUGAGUGCCGACGUCGCCUCGGCCAUUGCAGCUGGGAGCGCGGCUCCGACGACGGCCAAGGCUCGCGGCUGCGAGACCGUUCUAGAGCUCGGCUUUGGCAGCUGCAAGCUGCAGGUGCAGGUGCCGGAAAAGGGCAGCUACGUCGAGCCGCGCGACCUCAUUGGCAAGAACAUCGGCACCAGCUUCGUCCACCUGGCCGAGGAGUACUUUGGCCGCCUUGAGCUGGAGCAGGACGGGCUGACCAGCACCGACGCCGCCGUGAGCCCCCGAAAGCUGCGCACCAAGAUCAUCGAGCUGAGCGGCAGCGUCGAGGCGGCCUGCGCGCUCGGUGUGGCCGACGGCAUCGUCGAUCUUGUUGAGUCGGGAGAGACCAUGAAGGCGGCUGGCCUGAAGCCUAUCGACACAGUGGUUGACUCGUCGGCCAUUCUGAUCAAGUCCAAGUCGCCGAGCAACCCGGAGCUGCUGGACCUGAUCGCCUCGCGCAUUAGCGGCGUCAUCACCGCACAGAAGUUCGUCCUCUGCCAGUACAACAUCCCGCGAGCCCAGCUGCCCGAAGCGACGACCAUCACGCCAGGCAAGCGUGCACCGACCAUCACGGCCCUGGACGAGCCUGACUGGGUGGCCGUCAGCGCUAUGGUGGAGAAGAAGAAGAUUGCCACGGUGAUGGACAACCUGGUCAAGGUUGGCGCCACGGACAUUCUCGUCCUGGAUAUCCACAACACCCGCAACAGCUGA
This is a messenger RNA of Grosmannia clavigera kw1407, 1035 nucleotides long. Its product is annotated as ATP phosphoribosyltransferase. NCBI's taxonomy places the organism in Eukaryota, Fungi, Ascomycota, Sordariomycetes, Ophiostomatales, Ophiostomataceae. The record is from RefSeq and is a predicted model, not a curated record. Gene Ontology annotation, molecular function: magnesium ion binding; ATP phosphoribosyltransferase activity. Gene Ontology annotation, biological process: L-histidine biosynthetic process. The coding region runs from base 1 to 1035 and encodes 344 amino acids. Gene Ontology annotation, cellular component: cytoplasm. The transcript has 4 exons.